AACGAUUUGUUUACCCAGGCUAAUACAUGCGCUCUCAUAUUCUUCUUGCUAUGUCGACCGCAAAUGCCACCUUUGACGCCCUUGUUAUAGGGGGCGGCCCAGCUGGACUCUCGGUAGCAACCGGCCUAGUGCGCCAGGUGUACAAAGUAGCCGUCUUCGACUCUGGAGUUUACCGCAAUGCCCUAUCUAAUCACCUGCAUAACUUGGCUGCGUGGGAUCACAAGCCACCAGCCGAGUUUCGUUCCAAGGCUCGUCAAGACCUCUCAGACCGUUAUGCGGACCUAGUCCAGUUUGUAGACAAGCAGGUAGACGUUGCCAGGAAAACCGAUUCUGGUUUUGAGCUUGUCGAUGCGGAUGGCAUUACUUGGACAGGCAAAAAGCUGUUCCUGGCUACAGGAUGGAAGGAUCUUUUCCCUGAUAUUCCCGGUUACCCUGAGUGCUGGGCCAAAGGAAUCUUUCACUGCCUCUUCUGCCAUGGGUAUGAGGAUCGAGGCAAGCCAUCUGCUGGUGUCCUGGGUAUGAACUUCAGUGGCAGCUCGCCUAUGGCACUCCAUCUUGCUCGCAUGGUCCUACGGCUCGCUGAUAAAGCCGUAAUCUAUACCAAUGGAGCAAACGGUCUGGGCGAGCAGAUUAAGUCCGACCUCACAGCCACUGGUACAGCCGGGGCCAAGAGUCGCAUCACAAUAGACAAUCGCAAAAUCGUGGGUCUGUCAAUGAAGUCUGAGGGCAGCUCGGAUAUUGUGAUCAAGUUCGAGGAUGGCUCUGAGGUGGUUGAGGGAUUUUUGGCCCACGGGCCGAUGGGGCAGAUUAAUGGGCCUUUUGCCGAGCAGCUAGGGCUUGAACUUACACCGACCGGCGAUAUCAAGACGGAAGGCCAGAUGUUUGAGACUCAGGUCAAGGGAGUUUUCGCGGUCGGAGACUGUGCUACCAUGAUGAAAGCGGUGUCCCAGGCAAUUGGUAUGGGUUGCUUGGCGGCUGGUGCGGCGGCCGCUCAACUUGGUGCCGAGCUGGCUUGAUGGGACAUGUAUUCACAUGAACACGGUGCUAUUUCUCAUAAAUUGGGUAGAUUUCUAUCAUCUCAAGGCAUUCUCUUGUAUUGGUUGGCAGAACUGUACCUGAAACUUUGCCUACCUGACGGCAUCCUGCCUUUGGUGGACCCCAGUCUAAUAAACUAAUAAACCAGUUAUCUGCUUAUGCAGUCACUCUUGCUAUAAAUUGCACCGAGAGACACCUA
Messenger RNA from Fusarium verticillioides 7600, 1234 nucleotides. RefSeq lists its product as hypothetical. The record is from RefSeq and is a predicted model, not a curated record. Lineage: Eukaryota; Fungi; Ascomycota; Sordariomycetes; Hypocreales; Nectriaceae. The transcript is spliced from 2 exons. Gene Ontology annotation, molecular function: oxidoreductase activity. The coding region runs from base 27 to 1016 and encodes 329 amino acids.